UGUGUAUCAUCCACCACGCAUUGCCAGAGUAUCAUAGUUCCUCCUCGCCUACAUAUAAACGCUCCCGCCGCUUCCCUGCCAUUCUACCUUCAUCUCCGAAUCUCAUACUUUCGUCCCUACGCCUCUUAUCAUCGUUUUCUUCUAUUACUAGUUUUCUCCAUCCAUCUGCAUCGCAUCGUUCAAUCGUGCGUACUCGAGGGUAAGCGAUUCUCUUUUUAUUAUUCUUAGAUUCUUGUAAUCGGAAUGGCGGGUACGGGUGGCGUUGUGACCGUUUAUGGGAAUGGGACUCUCUCGGAGGCGAAAAAAUCCUCGCCCUUCUCCGUGAAGGUGGGCCUGGCACAGAUGCUCAGGGGCGGUGUCAUCAUGGACGUUGUGAAUGCCGAGCAGGCGAGGAUCGCUGAGGAGGCCGGCGCUUGCGCUGUCAUGGCCCUCGAGCGCGUCCCUGCUGAUAUCCGGGCCCAGGGCGGGGUCGCCCGCAUGAGCGAUCCCGGCCUGAUCAAGGAAAUCAAGCAGGCCGUUACGAUCCCGGUCAUGGCCAAGGCCCGCAUUGGUCACUUUGUCGAGGCCCAGAUCCUGGAGGCUAUCGGCAUCGACUACAUCGAUGAGAGCGAGGUCCUCACUCUUGCUGACGAUGAGAACCAUAUCAACAAGCACAAUUUCCGCAUUCCGUUCGUCUGUGGAUGCCGCAACCUUGGCGAGGCCCUCCGCCGCAUUCGCGAGGGGGCUGCCAUGAUCAGGACCAAGGGCGAGGCCGGCACUGGAAACAUCAUUGAGGCCGUCCGCCAUGUCCGGUCUGUCAUGGGCGACAUCAGGGUCCUCCGCAACAUGGACGAUGAUGAGGUCUUCUCCUUCGCCAAGAAGAUCUCUGCCCCCUAUGACCUUGUCAUGCAGACCAAGCAGCUCGGCCGGCUGCCCGUCGUCAAUUUUGCCGCCGGUGGCGUUGCCACCCCCGCUGAUGCUGCCCUUAUGAUGCAGCUUGGCUGCGACGGUGUCUUCGUGGGGUCGGGGGUCUUUAAGAGUGGUGACCCGGCCCGCCGUGCCCGUGCUAUCGUCCAGGCCGUCACCAACUAUAGCGACCCGGAGAUUCUUGCGGAGGUGAGCUGCGGCCUGGGAGAGGCUAUGGUUGGCCUGAACCUCAAAGACGACAAGGUUGAAAGGUACGCCAACCGCUCGGAAUAGACAGAGCAGGAAGAGAAAAAGAUAUUUGUGCUUUCGCUGCAGCCAACGGUUAUAUCUUUGCUUGUCUUUUCUUUGCUGGUAGUUUUGAAAUGAAUGUUGGGGGAUUUGAAGCACUUUGCUCCUCACUGCUCAUACAGAUAAUACCUUUUAAUAAAGUAUUUAUGUUUUGUUA
This is a messenger RNA of Magnolia sinica, 1351 nucleotides long. Its product is annotated as pyridoxal 5'-phosphate synthase subunit PDX1.3. The transcript has 2 exons. The record is from RefSeq and is a predicted model, not a curated record. NCBI's taxonomy places the organism in Eukaryota, Viridiplantae, Streptophyta, Magnoliopsida, Magnoliales, Magnoliaceae. Gene Ontology annotation, molecular function: amine-lyase activity. Bases 244 to 1179 code for a protein of 311 amino acids. Gene Ontology annotation, biological process: pyridoxine biosynthetic process; amino acid metabolic process; pyridoxal 5'-phosphate biosynthetic process.